AUGGCCGAACGCGAGCCCCCAUAUGACCCUUAUAUCCCGUCCGGCUCGAGCGCUGCCGGGGGCAGCUCUGGGCCGAGCGGUAACCAGAGAACUGCUGCUUUGCAAGCUCAAAUCGAUGACACCGUCGGGGUGAUGCGCGAAAACAUCAACAAAGUCUCUCAGCGAGGCGAGCGCCUCGAUUCGCUCCAAGACAAGACCGACAAUCUGGCUGUCUCAGCACAAGGCUUCCGCCGAGGCGCCAAUCGAGUGAGGAAACAGAUGUGGUGGAAGGACAUGAAAAUGCGCGUAUGCUUGAUCGUCGCCAUCAUUAUCCUCAUCAUUGUCAUUGUUGUUCCUGCGGAUCUGCGUUCUCAUGCCCUGUCGGGCCCAUCUGGGGUGGCCAUAGGGCGUGAUCAGGACUGCGGAGCCGAUCUCGUUCGCCUCCGAAAGUCGGCCAGAGAGAAAGACGGGAAAAACAAGAAAACGCAGCGCAACCCUAGACAAGGGAAAUUUCCAUCGAGCCCGUACAAGGUGUUUGCCCUCCGUAGAUAUAAUAAUGGCGAUUACGUGCAAUUAAUUAUUGUUUCGCGAGAACUGGAUCGUAAAAUUCUGCCUGUCCGGGAACCCAAGCAAUCUCUGUCGGCGGCAGCAGCCGGCGGGGAACGCAGCCCGUACCAGACUGUGACUCCGACACCGCCCGCCGAGGCCCUGUCGAAAAGCUACUCCCGAGCUGAGAUUUCUCUGGGCCACAGAACCGCAGGGUGGUCCCUCGCCGCCCACCAGUCGAGCUGCCGCAUGCUUGUCGACAAGAUGUUUUCGCUUCGCCCUGCUGUGCGGAGGGCCAUAGUGACUCGCUCACUACGUGCUGUCUCCGCACCGCAGGCCCUCUCGUCCAGAACCCUGCCCGGCUCUGUUGGCUGCCUGCGCAUUAGAAGCUCCCUGUCACUGUCGCAAAGCCGACAGUACUCUCGCUCCGCAGACCCCCAGCUCUCAACCCGUUCGACGGUCGUCCAGCUGCUGAGCAAUAUCGGCUCCAAGCGCGAGGUUCAGCAGUAUCUGUCCCACUUCACCUCCGUCUCCUCCCAACAAUUCGCCGUGAUCAAGGUUGGCGGUGCGAUUCUCACCGAUCACCUACAGACCCUUUCUUCCGCCCUUGCGUUCCUCAACCAUGUUGGGCUCUACCCAGUUGUUGUGCACGGCGCUGGGCCUCAGCUCAACAAGAUACUGGAAGACGCCGGGGUGGAGCCGCACUUUGAGGAUGGAAUCAGAGUCACGGAUGGAAAAACCCUGGCUGUCGCGAGAAAGCUGUUUUUGGAAGAGAAUCUCAGGCUGGUGGAGGAGCUGGAGAGUAUGGGCGUAAGGGCCCGUCCCAUCACCACCGGCGUUUUCUCGGCCGAUUAUCUCGACAAGGAGAAAUACAAAUUGGUCGGGAAAAUCAACCACGUUAACAAGAGACCAAUUGAGGCAGCGAUCGAGGCUGGCUGUCUUCCGAUCCUGACCUCCAUGGCCGAAACCCCGGAAGGCCAGGUUCUCAACGUGAACGCCGAUGUCGCAGCGGGUGAGCUUGCGCGCGCGCUGCAACCGCUGAAGAUUGUCUACCUCGCCGAGAAAGGCGGCUUGUUCAACGGCGACACUGGGGAGAAAAUCUCGGUCAUUAACCUGGACGAGGAGUACGACCACCUCAUGUCUCAGUGGUGGGUUCGACAUGGCACCCGUUUGAAGAUCAAGGAGAUGAGAGAGCUUCUUAUGGAUUUGCCUCGCACUUCGAGCGUUGCGAUCAUCCACCCUGCGGAUUUGCAGAAGGAGUUGUUCACUGACUCCGGAGCUGGUACUCUGAUCAGAAGGGGCAACAAAGUCCAUACCAAGACGUCUCUCUCGGAGUUUGAGGACCUCCAGGCCUUCAAGGACGUUCUCAUUCGUGACCGGGAAGACCGUCCAUUCAAAGCUUACUGCGAUGACCCUAUGGAGGCUCUUGCCAUCGUCUUGCCUCCGGAGGAAGGGUCUGCGCUGGCUCACUUGGCCACUUUCACCGUUACCAAGUCGGGUUGGUUGACGAAUGUUGCUGACAAUGUCUUUUCGAGCAUUAAGAAAGACUUCCCGAAGCUGGUCUGGACUGUCAAGGCCGAUGAUGAGAACCUCACUUGGUUCUUCGACAAAGCGGACGGCAGUCUCUCUCGUGAGGGCGACGUGCUCUUCUGGUACGGUUUGGAGGACAGUGACGAAGUCAAGGAGUUAGUGCUCGAGUUCACUAAACAUGGCCGUCAGAUGUUUGGUGAUAUCAAUCUCGAGUCGAGGCUACACCGAGCAGCUCAAGCGGCGUUCACUCGGGCAGGUGGUUCAGGCCUGGGCGCUGCAUCCACUGAACAGAAACGGACGUUUGCAACCAGUGCUGGUGCCAAUGCUCUCCGAGCUGCUCGCCGGGGGCGCCCUGUGGCAGCUGGCCAUCUCACUCGAUCGUACAGCACCAAUCCCAACCCUCCUCUGGGCGAAAAGAACGUGUCGAACACUCGGCCCUCCAGAGUGGCUUUGAUUGGAGCUCGUGGCUAUACAGGCCAGGCUCUCAUCAACCUUUUGAAUGGCCAUCCUUACAUGGAUCUGCGUCACGUUUCGUCUCGCGAACUUGCGGGCAAGAAGCUUCAAGGAUAUGACAAACGGGAGAUCAUCUAUGAGAACCUGAGCCCUGAGGAUGUGCGGCGUAUGGCCCAAAAUGGGGAUAUUGAUUGCUGGGUUAUGGCUCUGCCCAACGGUGUUUGCAAGCCCUACGUCGACGCUGUCGACCAAGCGUCUGACAAGGGCGCUAUUAUUGUUGACCUCAGCGCCGACUACCGCUUCGACCCGAACUGGACAUACGGUCUUCCCGAAUUGGUCAGCCGAUCGACCAUUGCGAAGGCAACUCGCAUUGCAAACCCUGGCUGCUACGCCACUGCCGCGCAGCUCGGAAUUGCCCCUCUCGUGCCAUAUCUCGGCGGUCAGCCCACCGUUUUCGGUGUCUCGGGAUACUCAGGGGCUGGCACAAAGCCGAGCCCCAAGAACGACGUCAACCUGCUCACGAACAACAUCAUUCCUUACAGCUUGACGGAUCACAUCCAUGAAAAGGAGAUCAGCUCUCAGCUCAACACGAGCGUUGCUUUCAUUCCUCACGUCGCGGUUUGGUUCCAGGGUAUCCAUCACACAAUUAGUCUGCCUCUCAAAGAGGAGAUGUCUUCUCGUGACAUUCGUAACCUCUACCAGGACCGUUACGCCGGGGAGAAGCUUGUCAAGAUCGUGGGUGAACCGCCGCUCGUCAAGAAUAUCGCCGGCCGACACGGCGUCGAGAUUGGCGGCUUUGCUGUCCACUCGAGCGGCAAGCGUGUGGUGGUCUGCGCGACAAUUGACAAUCUGCUCAAGGGAGCUGCUACACAAUGUCUUCAAAACAUGAAUCUUGCGCUCGGCUACUCCGAGUACGAAGGCAUUCCCCUAGAGUAG
This is a messenger RNA of Rasamsonia emersonii CBS 393.64, 3444 nucleotides long. RefSeq names its product N-acetyl-gamma-glutamyl-phosphate reductase. Gene Ontology annotation, molecular function: NADP+ binding; N-acetyl-gamma-glutamyl-phosphate reductase (NADP+) activity; NAD binding. Lineage: Eukaryota; Fungi; Ascomycota; Eurotiomycetes; Eurotiales; Trichocomaceae. Gene Ontology annotation, biological process: L-arginine biosynthetic process; vesicle-mediated transport. Gene Ontology annotation, cellular component: membrane; cytoplasm; mitochondrial matrix. The transcript is spliced from 7 exons. The record is from RefSeq and is a predicted model, not a curated record. The coding region runs from base 1 to 3444 and encodes 1147 amino acids.